Molecule: messenger RNA, 3765 nt
Organism: Psilocybe cubensis
Lineage: Eukaryota; Fungi; Basidiomycota; Agaricomycetes; Agaricales; Agrocybaceae
Exons: 18
Coding region: 1-3765 (1254 amino acids)
Biological process (GO): establishment of mitotic spindle orientation; nuclear migration involved in conjugation with cellular fusion
Cellular component (GO): spindle; microtubule associated complex; cell tip
Source: RefSeq, a predicted model, not a curated record
AUGUCUGGCGUCAUGGAUCCCCCGAUAGGCUCAAUCGUCACUGUGCCGCAGGGCCGCGGUGUGGUCCGUUUCAAAGGACCAACGUCGUUCAUGACCUCUGGGAAAUGGGUUGGAAUUGAGCUGUAUGAGAAGAACGGAAAGAACGACGGAUCUGUGGAGGGAAUCGCGUACUUCAAGUGCGAAAUGGGGUACGGUGUUUUUGUGAGACCAAGUCAGAUCCGAAGCAUACACGGCUCAGAGCUCGACAACCUGCCCUCUCCAAGACUCCCGUCGACUGCGCGUCCAGCUGGGUUGGGCCAUCAACGCACUCCAAGCAGCAGCAGUCUCCUCCGUCGCAACUCUGUCAACAUCAAAAGUCAGCCAUCAUCCAAUGCCUCCACCCGGUCAGCCAGUCCAGCAAAGCCUUCAACCUCAUUAGCCGUGCCCCCCUCGCUGUCUCGCUCUACAGCGAGACCACCACCCGUAUCCACUUCGUCGCUAACGUCGCCUCUUCAGCACCGCAAGUCACUAAUAACCCGACACUCACCAUCGCAGGACAUCCCACCUUCUUCUCCCAACCCUGCCUCGCGCAAUGGAUCCACAUCACCAGUCAAACCCUCCGCAUCUUCCCAGCCAUACUCCGUCAAACGGACAUCUUCUCCCCUAAGUCAACCACCCCUCCAAACAAUAUCCCAAGCACAAAGACCACCUUCCCGUCUCGCUUCUUCUCCACCCCCAUCACCACCCCCAACCGAACCCGCUCCCCCUCCCCCACAGCCGCCCCCACCUCACGAUGACACCGAGCUCCAAGAACUACGCGCCAAAAUCCGCGUGCUCGAGGCAAAGCGCACCGACGAAUCCCGGCACAUCCGCGAGCUCGAGACGCGUCUCGCCGACACCGAAGCCUUCGUCGCCGCGCGGCCCAAGCUCCAAGCCAAACUGACGUCCCUGCAAAGCGAGCUCAUCGCCACGCGGCGCGAGCUCGCUGACGCCCAGCAGCUCUCGCAGCUCGCGGAGAGCAGGGUGAUUGAUGCGCAGGAGCAGCUGGAGAUGGUUAUGUUGGAUAAGGAGGUCGCGGAGGAGAGGGCGGAGCUGGCGGAGGCGGAGUUGGAGGAUGUUAAGGAGAAGCUGGCCAUUUUGGAGGUUGAGGUUGAUGUGCUGAAAGAAGAGGGCGCGGAAACGGGGGAUACGCCUGCGAAAGAUUCGAUGGCUUACAUUCAGCUUGAGAAGCAGAAUGAACGGCUAAAAGAGGCUCUUAUAAAACUACGAGACAUGACCCAAGAAUCCGAACAAGAGCAGCGACGCCGGAUAUCUGAAAUGGAGAAAGACGUGUCAGACGCUGAAAACCUUCAAGCGUCCUACGACGAAGCGAUGAUCAAGCUCGCGAACGCCGAAACCCAGAUCGAAGAUCUCAAACUCCAACUGGACGACGCGCUCACCGCCGAAGACAUGCUCGUCAGAUUGACCGAACGCAAUCUUGUUCUAGGGGAGAAAAUCGAGGAGAUGCGGAUUACCAUUGAAGAUCUCGAGGCGCUCAAAGAGCUUUCUGAUGAGCUUGAAGAGAACCAUACCGAGACUGAGAAACAGCUGCAUGAAGAUCUAGAGGCGAAGGAGUCUCAGAUACGAGAGCUGCAGCGGAAGAUCGAUAGUUUGGAAGAGACUUGCCAGGACUAUGAAGGCACUAUCCAACAAUUCCGCGAUCUCGUCAUGCAACUCCAGACCGACCUAGACCAACUACGCACGCAGACACAGACGGCACAGUCAGAGUCAGCGUCGGCAGCAUCGCAGGCGGCUAAUAUCAUGUCGCUCAACUUGAAACUCCAAUCGUCUGCGCAGAAGAACCAGGCGCGGACGAUUGAUCUCGAGGUGAAGAGUAUAGAGGCCAAGGAGUGCAGAGAGCUGUUGAAUAUCGUCCAGCCCUACCUACCGCAACUAUACGUCGAAUCCGACAGCGACGCUACGAGCUGCUACCUGUUCUUCCGCCGUAUGGGGUACAAAGCCGAUCUGAUCAACAACGUCGUAGCGCACAUCCACAACCUCCCCGAAGCGCUCAACGGGGAUGUCACAGAUACCAUCGUUGGAGUAUGCGAGAUGAGAGGCAGGAUAUCAGGACUUUCGACGCUAUGCAAGCGCUUCGCCGCGGUGCUUCGCAGAUGCGACGUCGAGACGUUUUUGAAUAUCGGGAGAUUGUACCCUGAAAUCGCGCCCUUGGAAAAACGCAUCGAUAUGCAUAUUGAUUUGUUGAGGCGCGAUGAGUUUAGGGAUAUGGAGUGUGUUAAUGAUAUUGUCAAGAUACAAGCGCAAUUUGAUCACCUCGCAGAGACGUACUUUGAUGGAUUCGACACUGACCUUGCAGAGCGCGAGUUGGGAUAUGUUACGGCGUUUGACCACGAUUUGGAUAUGUUCGCUGCUUCGAUCGGGUUGACCAGGACAUCUGUCGCUAGCGUCAUCAAAGAAGACGAUAUCACACUGGAAAUGGGCGGUUACGAUAUUGACCAAGAGUUGUUCGAGCCGCUACUUGUCCUCAUCAACCGAUGCAAGAGUGCAAAGACUUUGUCCAAGAAGUUGAUCAAGAGGCUGGAAGAUCUGGCGCAGGAUUCGGCUGCUGUGAAACCGCAUAUUAUUCCUCAGAUGAAGGCUUUGAGCAAUUAUGUUGCUGAGAUGGUCAACUUUGGCAUUUCGCUUGCCCAACAAAUUCUGCCGCAUUUGAAGGACGUCCGCGCGCUCAAGUGUCCGUUCCAGUUGACGUCCAUUUUGGCUGUGGUCAAGCAGUCGGCGACGUCGACUGUUGCGCCGGAGAUGAAGCCUGGUGCUUCGGCGUGGGAGGCGGUUGGGGACUUUAUCAGCUUGUUGAUUGAGGAGAGCACCAAGCUCGUUCAGCCUGUAUCUGAGCCUGAGAAUGUACUGAAGAUUACUGGUAUUGCACCGUGGGUCGCGAGAGUGGCGGAGAUCAAAGCGGCGCUGGCUGUUAAUGUCGAAGCUGAACGCAAAGUGUCGUCGCUGAACGACGAGAUACAAGGUCUCGCGCGGACACUACGCACGAAAGACCAGACGAUCCAGGAGUCGACGGUGAAGAUUGAGCUGAUGGAGCGGCGGCUGGAGGCGGUGAAGAAGCAGGCGGACACGAUUGUUGAGCUGGAGAAUGAGCUUGCGAAGGCGAGGAAGCAGGAGCGGGCGUAUGAGGAGGCGAUGGAGCAGUUGCAGGCGGACUUGGACACGCUGGAGCAGGAUAAUGCCAAGUUGAAGACGAUGACGGCUGGACAGGAGAGGCAAUCUGUUGGGCCGAUGCAGGUGGAGACGGAGAAUGUGCCUGUUGAAGGUAGUUUGGAGACGUCGCAUCUCCUUGAACAGAUCGAGGCAUUGCGUGGGACGGUGCGGUUCCUCCGAACUGAAAACUCGUAUCUCAAAGGACACGACCUCCUCCGCGAAAUCGAGACUCUUCCGCCGCUUCCCCGGCCCGUCGCACGCACGCCCACGCCGCCGCUGGUCGUAUCAGGGAACUCGGACACAGAGGAUUCGGACGCAGAGGAUCCCCCACCUGCGCCGACGGUGCUCUCGCUGUCGACGGAGACGAAGCGGCUGUACCGCGAGGUGAUGGAGUACUCGUCUGCGCCGCGGGUGGUGGACCUGUCUGUGUUGAAUGCGAAGCGGGCAGAGGCAAAGGGGGGCAAGGUGUGGCUGCCGCGGAAACAGAUGCCUGGACAGCAGGUGCUGGAGCGGAGGCUGCAGGGCGAGCGGCUAAGUCGACGGGUGCAGGGGCUGCUGGAGAAGGCGAGGGCUUUGUAG